Molecule: messenger RNA, 1004 nt
Organism: Pyrus x bretschneideri (Chinese white pear)
Lineage: Eukaryota; Viridiplantae; Streptophyta; Magnoliopsida; Rosales; Rosaceae
Product: receptor-like cytoplasmic kinase 176
Exons: 6
Coding region: 1-816 (271 amino acids)
Biological process (GO): protein phosphorylation
Molecular function (GO): ATP binding; protein kinase activity
Source: RefSeq, a predicted model, not a curated record
AUGAACAAUCCACUAACAACUGCCAAGCCUGGUACUGGCAUGAUUGUUGCUGUGAAAGGGCUUAACCAAGAACAUCUGCCGGGUCACAAAGAAUGGUUGGCGGAAAUCAACUACCUUGGGCAGCUGCAUCAUGAAAAUCUUGUGAGGUUGAUUGGUUACUGCUUAGAGGAUGACCACCGACUUUUGGUGUAUGAAUAUAUGCCUCACGGAAGCUUGGAUAGACAUCUAUUUAGCAAGUCUUCUACCUCCCAACCACUUCCGUGGAGCCUUCGUAUGAGGAUUGCCCUUGGUGCUGCUAAGGGUCUAGCAUUUCUUAACAGUGAUCUGCAAAUGAUUUGUUAUGACUUCAAAACUUCUAAUAUCCUGCUGGAUUCGAUGAACAAUGCUAAACUUACAAAUUUUGAUCUGGCCAGAACAAGGGUCAUGGGGAGGAGAUAUGGGUAUGCAGCUCCUGAGUAUAUAGCCACAGGUCAAUUAACUGCCAAAAGUAAUGUGUAUUCUUUUGGGGUUGUUCUGCUCGAAAUGGUGUCUGGCAGACCAGUUUUGGACAAGAAUCGGCCAUCCAAAGAACACAAUUUAGUUGAAUGGGCCAAGCCUUACCUUGCCAGCAAACGCGAAGUUUUCAAAAUUUUUGAUGCUCGUAUUAAAGGACAGUACUCUUUGAGUGACGCUCGCAAAGUUGGUAAACUAGCAAUUCGAUGCUUAGCAGCAGACCCCAGGUCUAGGCCAAACAUGAACGACGUGGUAAAAACAUUGGAGCAGCUUCAGAAAAGUGAACCUUCCCCAAGUGCGGCUGAUCCUUUGAAACCGGUCUGACAUGAAGUGGGAGUAAUUUUUGCCUCCAUUCUACCAAAUCUUCAAAUUAGUCCUACCAGCAGAAUCUUUACAGAACCGUUAUUUUGAAAGUUUGGAAAACAGUAGAUAGUUUUGUUAAACCAAUUUCUUGAGUUUUCUACAUUUACUUUAUUUAUGAAUUUAUGAGUAAGAAUUAUUUCACUUUGUAA